Molecule: messenger RNA, 1379 nt
Organism: Coffea arabica (coffee)
Lineage: Eukaryota; Viridiplantae; Streptophyta; Magnoliopsida; Gentianales; Rubiaceae
Product: galactinol synthase 2-like
Molecular function (GO): glycosyltransferase activity
Source: RefSeq, a predicted model, not a curated record
CAAAAUCUUUUCGGAAAAAGGGAUCGAUGGAAAUGAACUUUGAAAAGGUUUCAUCAGUAUUGAUGGAAAAGGAAGUGCAGCCAACUAAGAGGGCGUUUGUGACAUUCUUGGCAGGAAGUGGAGAUUAUUGGAAAGGAGUUGUGGGAUUAGCCAAGGGUUUAAGAAAGAGCAACACCGCUUACCCUCUGGUGGUAGCUGCGUUGCCUGAUGUCCCAGAGGAACAUCGCCAAAUUCUAGAGUCUCAAGGCUGUGUAGUUCGGGAGAUUGAGCCAGUAUAUCCCCCUGAAAAUCAAACUCAAUUUGCCAUGGCAUAUUAUGUCAUCAACUACUCGAAACUUCGGAUUUGGGAGUUUGUAGAGUAUAGCAAGAUGAUAUACUUGGAUGGGGACAUUCAAGUUUUUGACAACAUUGAUCACUUGUUUGAGUAUCCGGACGGGCAGUUUUAUGCUGUUAUGGACUGCUUUUGCGAAAAAACUUGGAGCAAUACAAUUCAGUACCAGAUCGGUUAUUGCCAACAAUCCCCACAAAGGGUGCAGUGGCCAGAAGAGUUGGGAGCACCACCACCCUUGUAUUUCAAUGCCGGCAUGUUCGUUUAUGAACCAAAUUUGUCCACUUAUCACCGUCUUUUGGAAACCGUCAAGAUCACUUCUCCAACUACAUUCGCAGAACAGGACUUUCUGAACAUGUUCUUCAGGGACAUUUAUCGCCCGAUUCCUCCGGUCUACAACCUGGUUUUGGCAAUGCUGUGGCGACAUCCCGAGAACAUUGACCUUGACAGCGUCAAGGUUGUUCACUACUGUGCUGCGGGAUCAAAGCCCUGGAGGUACACAGGGAAAGAAGAAAACAUGCAGAGAGAAGACAUAAAGAUGCUGGUGGAGAAAUGGUGGGAUAUAUACGAAGAUGAAUCCCUGGACUACGUCAACAUUGCUGAUGCACCCUCCAAGAUUAACAAGGAAGGUGGUGGAAAUGAUGAUCAGAAAGAAAAAACAGUUGCAGCGCUUUCCGAUGCUGCUGGCCUCGUUCACUAUGCGACUGCUCCCUCGGCUGCCUAAUGAAUUUUGUCAGCCUUAAAACCAACUUAUUUAUUAUUAGGGCACAAGUCUUCCUUCCAGAUUUGAUCUAGUCCCACUCCCAUCCAUCCAAUAAUGUGGCCUUAGCGAUGAUUACCACCAAGAAGUAGCAAGAGUAAUCCUCUGAAGAUAUACAAUAAAUAAAUCUUGGAUUGUAAUAAUUAGUCUGCCCGUGGUAUGAUUGUACAAUUGCACGUGGACUAUAUAAUAUAUGUACUGUAAUAGCCCAAUAGUUAGGGAGAGAAUCUGAAAUAAUUUCAACUGAUGUACUGUAUUACUUUGUAUGGUAUUCCAGCUGAACUUCUGCUA